UUCAGACAACGCGAAAUGAGCUUCACUCACGUCGGGCCCGAACGCAGAACGUCAACUUGUUUCCCGCCAGUCAUGCGCAGUGGACCUUUUGACUUUUCCCUGAUCUUAUGGCGCUCCCGUUGCCGUCCGCGUUGUCGUUGCUUAAAGUCCCUAUAAAUGAUGGAGUACGCAAAAGUUUACACACGCCUCGUUUUCCACACUCAGCAUGGACAUUACAUGGAAUAUCCAUCUGAUGGAAACUGAAAUGGAAAAUUGAAGUUUUCUACACAUUUUCUACACUCCGCACUUUCCACACUCCGCAUUUUCCAUACUCCGCACUUUCCACACUCCGCACUUUCCACACUCCUCACUUUCCAUACUCCGCAUCUUCCACACUCCUCAUUUUCUACACUCCGCACUUUCUACACCCCGCACACCGCGCUCCGCACUCCGCGUAUUCCACCGAACCAUGAUCCGGCCAGCAAAGCCGAACACAGAUUUGUCAAAAGAGACCUUUUGUUUCUUUUUCCUGUCCACCAACUUCAGAACUAACAGUACACGGCUGGCGUUUUCAGUCUUAGUCCGUGUUGGGGAAACUAACCAAAGUGAUUGCAAGCCAGGCGUUACUGGGAAAGGUUUGAGAGAAAAAAUAGAGCGUGAUAAGAGCUGGUAAACUCUGUACAAUCUUUCUCAACAACGCCAUUUUUCUUCCAACCUAUCCUGUUCCAACAAGAUCCUGAGAAAACUGGGAGGCAUCUGGUCGCGGUGUUUCACCAUGGAGAGAUCAUGACCUCUUACGUGACGAAGCGUUUCGACGUGGCUUCAAAAUGGCGGUCGGCGAGUUCUUCUUUACUCCGUUGGUCCUCUUCAUCGUUCCAAAAUACUGCCACGAUGAAUUCUUUGUCAACUUUAACUUCUUUCACGUUCCUUGUCUGAAGAUUGCAAUUAGCAAAACUUUAGGCUAUGGCAUUGUCGUUGGAUCAGCAAUGAUCAAAAUCCCUCAGAUAAUCAAAAUUCUACAAGCUUCUAGUGUGGAAGGUCUGAGCUUAUUGUCCAUUCUUCUUGAGUUAGUAGCAACGACUACUACUGCAACAUAUAGUUUUGCUAAGGAAUUCCCUUUCAGUGCUUGGGGUGAAAGUUUGUUCAUGUCAAUCCAAACAUGUCUCAUGGUGGUCAUGUACUUUUACUAUACCAGCAGACCUUUGCCUGGUGUUGUUUUUCCUUUCCUGUAUGGUGGCAUUUGUUAUGUGCUAGUGUCUGGCCUAACUCCAAUGUCCUUCUUGGUUCAAUUUGUUUCGCUGAACGUUGUCUUUCUAGUGAUAAGUAGGCUAUUACAGAUAGUCGCCAACUUCCGUAAUGGCCACACAGGCCAGCUUUCAUUCAUCAUGGUACUGAUGCUGUUCCUAGGGGCAAUGGCCCGCAUCUUCACCACAAUACAGGAGACUGGUGACAAAGUCAUGCUGGUGACAUUCCUUGUUUCUACAGCACUGAAUGCAACCUUAGUCUGUCAAGUUCUCUACUACUGGAACGUCAAACCUGAUGUGAAGAAGAAGGAAGCUUAGUCUUAGCUAGUCUUUCUUCUCUUAGUGUGUUUUUAUUUUUUGAUGAUUUCUAGUGUAAGCAUUGGUCUGCACAGUUGUGCAAUUGACAAAGCAUAAAUUUCAAGCAAGUCUUGAAGAGCUUGAGAAAUGUUUGCUCGAUUUAUAAGGGUGUGGGGGUUGGGGGCAAUUAUAACUAAUUUAUGAAUCAUAGUUUGGAUGUGUGUAGUUGUUUCAUAAAUGUAUUCUGUAGGUUUUGUCUUGUUAUUCUUGUACAGAGUUGAAAAAUUUGCCAGAUCUCUGCUGUCAGUGGUUUCUUAUAACAUGAACUUGGAAGUUUAAAGCCUAAUGAAUAAUCAUAAUGUAAUUUACCUGCAACAGUCAAGGAAAAAGUUACUGUCUUUACUUGCAUGUACUGCCACAAGUCAGAGUCAAUCUAAAAUACAUAGGGUAAACAAAAUUUAGGAAGGAGUGCAUAUUAGUGAUGAGCUAUUUUAUUGCAAUAAAAUAAUGUACCUGAGGUUUUUUGGGUGGUUUUUAUUUUAAAUAAAAGUGAUGGUUCUCAAGUGUAA
Messenger RNA from Orbicella faveolata, 2089 nucleotides. RefSeq names its product mannose-P-dolichol utilization defect 1 protein-like. The record is from RefSeq and is a predicted model, not a curated record. NCBI's taxonomy places the organism in Eukaryota, Metazoa, Cnidaria, Anthozoa, Scleractinia, Merulinidae.